Aedes albopictus (Asian tiger mosquito) is the source of this 834-nucleotide messenger RNA. RefSeq lists its product as uncharacterized. The record is from RefSeq and is a predicted model, not a curated record. NCBI's taxonomy places the organism in Eukaryota, Metazoa, Arthropoda, Insecta, Diptera, Culicidae. The coding region runs from base 1 to 834 and encodes 277 amino acids. Gene Ontology annotation, cellular component: extracellular region. The transcript has a single exon. Gene Ontology annotation, molecular function: chitin binding.
AUGUACGUAAUCGGUAUCGGUUUGACUACCGUGUUGGUGUUUUUCUCGAUACACGCUGGAAGAUGUUCUUCAGAACGUGACGGCCGCCAAGGCCUGGAGUGGUGCAGCUCAUUUCCCGAUGAAGAAGCACGCGCCGAGUGCGCCGACUCCGAGGGUACCUUCUGGAUGUACUCGCCGACCUGCUGCAACGUGAAGUGGGAGUGCGUCGAUGGAGAGAACAACCAGGGCUUAAGAUGUAGUGUUUCCGGAUUCAUUCCCGAUAGUGAAACGAUGAUGUGCAUUGAUGAACCUACUUGUAUUGAUACUUCAAGUACUGUAGCCCCUACGACAACUACUACAGUGCGGAUAACAACAACCACUCUUGAACCGACCACGGUUACGACCAUUACUGCAGGUGAGACGCAGUUUUGUGAUACAUUUCCCAUGGACGAGCCUCCUAUCUAUUGCGCUGGAACAAACGGAUCAUUCUGGAUGUCGUCGCCCAGCUGUUGUAACGUCAAGUUCGAGUGUUUGGAUGGCGCUUACAACCAGGGCUUCCGAUGUAGCAGUCCUGGAUUCGUGCCGGAUCUCCAGCGAUUGAAGUGCAUUGAGGACAGUGCUUGUGACCGGAAAGAAGAAGGCCCGAGUGAAGAUACGGACGGGUCAUCACCGGAUAUUAUCUGCUCCAACGCCAGUGCUGAAUAUUUGCCUCAUCCAAGUGACUGUUCAAAAUAUUUCCUCUGCAACAAUGGCAUUGUGCAACAGCUGGAGUGCAUGGAUGGGUCCAUUUUUAGCUACCAGUCCCAGCGGUGUCUGCCAGGAGAUAAAGACACUUGUGAAUUGAUGGGUGCCUAA